Messenger RNA from Myxocyprinus asiaticus (Chinese sucker), 3889 nucleotides. Its product is annotated as N-acetyltransferase ESCO1-like. The record is from RefSeq and is a predicted model, not a curated record. Gene Ontology annotation, biological process: mitotic sister chromatid cohesion. The transcript is spliced from 10 exons. Bases 121 to 2865 code for a protein of 914 amino acids. Gene Ontology annotation, cellular component: chromatin; nucleus. Gene Ontology annotation, molecular function: protein-lysine-acetyltransferase activity. NCBI's taxonomy places the organism in Eukaryota, Metazoa, Chordata, Actinopteri, Cypriniformes, Catostomidae.
GCAGAUGUCGAUCAUUCGGUCACAAACGCAGCAGAUCAGCUGAAGAAGUCGCAGCCCGGAAGUGAGGUUAAACUUUGCUGCACACAGCGGAAAACAGCUGUUGUUUAGAAACAGUUCAGGAUGCCAGGUCAGAAAAGAAGGAUGUCAUCUCCUGAACCUGAAAUUAAGAAGACAAGGAUGGAUGAAAACAUUGUGGCAUCAGAUAAACCUGGUCAGAUACCUCAGAAGCCUAAGAGGGGAAGACCUCCUAAGAGCAAAGGUUUGGAAACGUCGCAAUCGAGAGAAGAGAACGGAAAGUGUGUUCGCCGGUCCUCUCGACUGAAAAUGACACAAAAGAAAGGUGCCAGAGGAAGACGGAGGAAAGCAUCGGGCGCAUCAGAUGCGGUACAACCAAAUGAUCAAUGUUCCAAAGUCUUUAAGAAACCUGGAGAUAAACCAUGUCAGAAUUUGGCUGUCUUGAAAAAAGGAACCAAGAAAUAUGCCCCGAGAGUGAAGAAAGACAAGCCUUCUGUCGCCGAAACGAUCAAAACUGUGACAGCAGCCUUGUUUCCUGUGCAAAUCGAGCACAACUAUGGGCGUUUUCUUGACUCGCAAAGUAAGGAGAUCACGUUACCCCAACCUGAGAAAACCCAUGUGGCCAACAUAGUUGAUUUGCAAUCAGAACUUCCUAACAGUUGCCCACGAGCGAGCAAAGGAUCAGUUGAAGAGCACAAGGAGCUGUCAACAGACCCUAUUGAGAAAAUUACUGUGAGUUUGGAUGCAAAAGUAGAUGUGAUGGCAAAGUCGCCUCCACCUCUAGAAGCACUUUUCAAAGUCAUCCAAGAGACCAGCAUUACGAAGCACACGUUCACUAGAGACAUCUCCGAUUUGGAUGAGCUAGAGGUGGUAAAUACAUGUUCCCUUCAGGAAAAUGUACAAAGCACUGAAAUAUCAGAUGUGGCGAAAGUGUUUCUCCAAGACUCUGAAGCAUUUCUUGAUGAUGAUAUUGAGAUUGAACAUUGUGUCGUUGAGAUUGAAACCUAUGAGGAUUUGGAAAGUGACUCCAUCAGGGACCAGCAAUCUGCUACAAACGUUGAGGAUGAAACGCCAAAUAAAGAAACAACCGAUACUGUGAUAGGUAAGGAGAUUACCUCUUCGUCCCAGAAAAAUGCGACCGACGACUCAGAAGAGCCUCCGAAAAAGCAAGCGAUGAACCCGCAGGCUCGGACGAAGGCGCGUAUUGCCGCCCUGGCUGAGGAGAGGGCGGCUGCUGCCAAGAGACCCCCACCGCGACAGCUCAACCUCUUAGCGCUCUGCGAAGAAAUUGCUGAUGAUAUCGCCUCUGAUGCCCCAGCGGGUUCAGAUGAGAAAGAAGGUGAGCAAGAAAAGGAGGUCAGUGAGCCUAUGGAGGGAAGUGAAACCGAAAGCGAAACAAAAGAAGUGAUGUCGCCAACUGUCUCCGACAAAACUGAGACCCCUGAGCCCCAACCCCAUGAUGGCACGCCCAAAAAGCGCUUUUUCCUCAGUCAAGUGUCACUGCCUAUCAAGUCCCAGGAGAAGAAAUUGACCCGGUAUCAGAGGCUGAGGCAGGUGGAAAUUCAGAGAGAUAAACUAACCUGGACCCGUGUUAAGAAGCUAAAGUCCGAUCAGGUGAGCCAGGCUGCCUCCCCCAAGGAGACUGAAACUGUCUCGCAUUCACCGAGCCAGGCCGCCACCCCUGUUCAGCCUCCUGUCCCAGAGAGCGUGCCCAAAGUGGGUUCAAACGAACCCAGGCGUGCACUGCCUGCACAGGCACCCCCCAUGCCUAAUGGAAUCACCAGCCCAAAACCCAGACCUGUGGUGGAGUAUAAACCCUACACGCCCAGACGCAAGUAUUCACCAGACGAUUUUGAGCUAGAUGGUCUUGAGGAAGAGACGACCAAACCAGCAGCACCCAAAAAUGAGGUCAAACCAGGACAGUCCUCUUCAUCAGCUAAAUUGCAGCUUAAACCAUCAGUGCAGAAGAAGCCAUGUGGUCCCUCCACUGCAGAUACUAAACCGAAACCCUCUCCCCAACAAGAACUUGCCCAGAAGACACAAACAGAAAACAGCAACAGUGAAAAUUCUGGUGUUGAAUAUGCAGCAGAACAACAGAAAGAGGUCAAAAAUGGUUCAAAACCUGAAAUUGCAGCAGCACAAACCGGCAAUGAUGCCGGUCAGAAGGCGUUUGGUGCGGUGACGUGUAACGUGUGUGGGAUGCUGUACUCUCCUACCAGCCCAGAGGACGAAUCUCAACACCUCCUCUUCCACAAUCAGUUCAUCAGUGCUGUCAAAUACGUGGGCUGGAAGAAAGAGAGAAUUCUAGGAGAGUAUCCAGAUGGCAAGAUCAUUCUUGUACUCCCUGACGACCCAAAGUAUGCACUAAAAAAGGUUGAGGAGAUCAGGGAAAUGGUGGACAAUGACUUGGGCUUCCAACAAGUGGAGACCAAGGUCCCUUCACAGACCAAAACCUUCCUUUUCAUUUCAAACGAUAAGAAAGUAGCAGGCUGCCUUAUCGCCGAGCACAUCCAAGAGGGCUACAGGGUUAUAGAGGAGUCUGUGUCAGAGGGAUCGGAAGGAGAGAAGGUGAUGUUUGAGCGUCAGAGGGCCUGGUGCUGCUCUACGGUUCCUGAGCCGGCGCUCUGCGGCAUCAGCCGCAUCUGGGUGUUCAGUAUGAUGAGACGGAGAGGCAUCGCGUCACGCAUGAUUGAGUGCCUCAGGAAUAAUUUUAUCUAUGGGUCUCAUCUAAGUAAAGAUGAAAUCGCUUUCUCAGAUCCCACGCCUGACGGCAAACUUUUCGCCACACAUUACUGUGGAACCUCUAAGUUUCUGGUCUACAACUUUGUCAGUGGCAAUCGCUCAACCUGACAUGACAUGACAACACUGUUUAGUUUGCAAAUAUUUUCUUUUGAGAAGAGGACUGGACUAAGAAGUGAGAGAACACAAGAAAGAAACAGAAACAUCAUAGGAUGUUUUUAAAGGCUCUUUCUGCUAAGAGUGGCGAUCCUCACCAGAGAUAUAGAAUGCAACGUUAGACUUUAAAAUCUAACCCCUCACGUUGGCCAGUUGACAUAUUUUAAAUAAGACUACACAGUAGCUUACACCCGUUGCAUUGUCCGGUGAAAGACAUCUGAAAUGUUCUCUCAGGUUUAGGUUGCAGCCUGUCUUAGGACUCUCCAUUUAGUGGAAGCCAUGUUGUCCAGUGCACAAAUGCAAAUUCAGUGUGCUUCUUCCUAAAACAUACCGGAAGAUGUGUGAACUUUACUACUGUAAGCAAUGCCUCGGUCAGGAGGCAACUUCUUUUGAAUCUCAGGUUGAAAAUCAUGAAUUUGUCAUCAGAAAUGCCCUUUAACCCCUACAUAAUGUCAACUAUUUUAAAAAAGAGUGUAUUUUCAUGAUACAUUGUGUUCCAUGUGCAUUUUAAAGAGGUUUACAUGCAUGGCAUUGACAGAUGAUUUCGUCGCUGGGAUUGCACAGCACUGUGAAGAAUGAAUUUGAUUAAUUUGUUUCUAAAACAUUAGUUUAAUAAUCCAGUGUUUGCCAAGUCAUAGUAUUCCAUCUCAUUUUAAUAUUUUAGAAGGAUUUUAUGUAUGUAUAUGUAUUUUGAUUGAAUUAUAUUAAUUUACCCCUGGAAAUGACUACAGAUUUUUUUUUUUAUCUGUACAUCACUUUGUGAACACUGACACAAAGACUUAAAAUCACUUUAAAGAACGCUUUGUUUGGUUUAUAAAAAAUAUAAAGAUUAAUACAGUUUUUCUCCCUGCAAUAAUACAUUUUAUAAGCCUCAUUAAUCCAUCAGAACAACUGGGUUAAUAUUAUUAGCUUUUAUAUAUAUAACUUUUAGGUUUUUACAUUAUUGGUCAUACAAUAUAGUCUUAAAGGGAUAGUUCAC